CUCUGUGCAGCUUUGUCUCUGAGUUAAGCAAUCCGCCAGCGCUCCUCUUGGGAAAGAUAAGCUUCUUCAGUACACCCUGCGACGAACAAGCUAUGGAGGAUAGAAUUAGCGAUUCUGCUGCUGAAAAUUCUUUGCAACCGCCACCGGCGGCAAAACCAUACCUGUCUUUCUCGAUAGAGAACAUAUUAAGUGAGGGAAGAUUUGGACCGAGAGCCAAGCGAAGCAAUGAGCACGCCCCGAAGUGUGCAGAUGGCUCAAGGAAACCGUCUAUGUCGACCUUGCUUUCACGCCUACCUUGGCUUGCCUACACAAGGUACUGUCCUCCGAAAAUUCCAAGAUCGAAAACUCGGAAAGGCUCUCGCCGACACAAACUGGACAGGAAUCCCAGGAUUCCCUUCUCUUCAUCCCAGCUGGCGGCACUGGAGGCCAAAUUCCUUCAGACCCAGUACCUUUCAGGGUCCGAAGUGAGGGAUUUAUCGUCCUCUUUGAGAGUCACGGAGCACAGAGUCAAGAUUUGGUUUCAGAAUCGAAGAGCUCGCGAAAAAAAGACACAAGCGGAGGGUUCAGUAAACUCCGAUUCACCUCACAUACAAAACGCAUAAUAUUUUAGACUUCUAAGCUAUUGUGCACAAAUGAGAGGAAGUUUUUAUUUCUAUCAAGAAAAACUUAUAAAAUGGCACCAACUUUUAGUGGUGUUGAUUCUCCUUCGAUUCUGUAAACAAGAACAAUAUUCAAUUGAAUGUCAAAAGCAAUCUUGGAUUGCUUUGGUUUCACUUGACUUUGUUCUGUGAUUGGUCCAGAAAACUUGUACCAUCCGGCUCUCAACCAAUUAGAUGCAAAACUAAAACCACUUUAAGUUUCAUUGGCUAAUAAUUAUGUUAACCUUUGUUCUGAAUGGUCGCUGUGAUUACUUGAAAAGUUCUCAAUUAUGUAAUGGGAACAUUGUUGUUAUUGAUUUUGUUGGUCACAGAUAGUGAAUAAAGAAAAUGAAUCAUCA
Messenger RNA from Pocillopora damicornis (cauliflower coral), 997 nucleotides. Its product is annotated as homeobox protein MSX-1. Gene Ontology annotation, cellular component: nucleus. The record is from RefSeq and is a predicted model, not a curated record. Gene Ontology annotation, molecular function: DNA-binding transcription factor activity, RNA polymerase II-specific; RNA polymerase II transcription regulatory region sequence-specific DNA binding. NCBI's taxonomy places the organism in Eukaryota, Metazoa, Cnidaria, Anthozoa, Scleractinia, Pocilloporidae. Gene Ontology annotation, biological process: embryonic morphogenesis; regulation of transcription by RNA polymerase II.